Cyphellophora europaea CBS 101466 is the source of this 2721-nucleotide messenger RNA. RefSeq lists its product as uncharacterized. The record is from RefSeq and is a predicted model, not a curated record. Bases 1 to 2721 code for a protein of 906 amino acids. Lineage: Eukaryota; Fungi; Ascomycota; Eurotiomycetes; Chaetothyriales; Cyphellophoraceae. Gene Ontology annotation, cellular component: endoplasmic reticulum membrane. The transcript has 2 exons. Gene Ontology annotation, biological process: ERAD pathway. Gene Ontology annotation, molecular function: protein binding.
AUGCCUCGAUUAUCCGGGCUCCUCGUGAGCCUGUUCACUCUCUUUGCAUUUCUGAGCGUUCACGCAUCCUUCACAUCGAGCUUCGCACUUGCUGAGCAAACGCAAGAUCAACCCCAACCCGUUCUCGACGAUUACUUGGAUCAAGAGGAGGCAAGAAGAGAAGCUUUCAGAGCCAAUGGUGGAAACGAUGGAGUCCAUGAGGCAUGGUCACGUCUACGUGAGUUGGACCCGUCAUGGAAAGAGAGCUAUUCCAGUCUCGUACCGGCGGACUUUGUAAGCACCGCGUGGUACUAUACGAAGGUGGUAUUGAAGGCGCUAUUCAUGAAUGCGCCUGCUAGCAAGCCGACAGAAGAAGAUGGAGUCAACCACCUGCCGCCGGCGUUGCAGACUGCCGUGGACGAACUUGAGGCUGCGACAGAGUAUGACGAUCCGGAUGCGCUGUAUCUGCUGGCUGAGAUGAACAUGCACGGCAACUUCAGCCACCCGCGUGACCCUCAGGCUGCCUUCCAAUGGUAUCUGAGACUUGCAGAACUCGAAGGAAACAGUACGGCGCAAUACAUGGUUGGGCUAUUGUAUGCGACUGGUAUUGGUGGAGUAGAGCGAAACCAGGCGAAGUCGAUGCUGUACCACACUUUCGCGGCCGAGCAAGGCAACAUUCGUAGCGAGAUGACUCUCGCCUUCAGACACCAUACCGGAAUCGGCACAUCGCGAGACUGCAAUAAGGCGGUCGAUUAUUACAAGAGAGUCGCGGAUAAGGCAAUGGACUACUGGGAAUCUGGCCCGCCUGGUGGGCUAACCUUGGCUCGAAACUCGUAUCGUUGGGUGGAACAGACCGGAGGCGCAUAUGGUGAAGGUGCGAGUGCCAGUAGUUCAGGUCCCAAUGCUCCUGCAGGUGGAGGUAUGCAAACGAACUUCGAGGACGCCCUGGAGUAUCUGAGCAUGCGAGAGUCAUCUGGCGAUCUGACAGCCACUUAUUCGCUUGGCAAGAACUACUAUGAUCCGCCUCGAGGAUACAAGAGAAACCUACGUGCUGCUCAACGGCAAUUCAUGAAGGUCGCGCGGACCUACUGGGGCAAGGAUGGCAAGGUCAGCCCGAAAGCGCCAGAUGGCAUUGACAAGAUUGCUGGCAAGGCCGCUGCCUACAUUGGUCGCAUGUUCCUGCGCGGCGAGGGCAUGGAGCAGAACUUCGAGAAGGCCAUUACUUGGUUCAAGCGAGGAAUCUCAAACGGUGAUGCCUUCGCGCAAUACCACAUGGGCAUCAUGUAUCGGGAUGGGCUUGGUGUGCCACAAGAUGGGAGCAAAGCAGGUACAUUGCUCAAAGCUGCCGCAGAACAAGGCUCAACAUUCGCUCAGUCUGCACUAGGAGUCAUGUUCCUCGAUCAGGGCGAUAUCGACACAGCCGGACGCUACUUCGAGCUUGCCGCUUCCGCGGGUUUCAUGGAGGCAUUCUACUACCUAGCCGAAUUGACCAAUCUUGGUGUUGGCCGCGACCGCAACUGUGCGCUGGCAACUGCUUUCUACAAGAUCGUUGCCGAACGCGCGGAAGGUCUGCACUCGUCUUUGCUGGAGGCCAACAAUGCUUAUGAACGGGGCAACUACGAGGGAGCCUUUAUUCCAACACUGAUGGCCGCCGAGCAGGGUUACGAGCACGCACAAGCCAAUGUUGCCCACCUCCUCGACCAGCGCAUCUCUUACCUCUCGAUCUCCUCCGUGCCGUUUCUUUCACAGAAGCCUCUGUCAAGUGGCUCCGGACUGCUCAACAACCUUGAACUGGCAUUAGUCUACUUCACACGCUCCGCCAGGCAAGCCAACAUCGACUCGUUGGUCAAAAUGGGCGACUACUACCUCUCGGGCCUGGUGCCCUCGCCUGUCGAUGCAUCGCCCGACCCAGCCUUCCCAUCGCCAAGUGCUGUUGCGCCAGAUAUCGACAAGGCGGCUACAUGUUACACCUCCGCUGCAGAAGGCCACCAUUCAGCCCAGGCUCUGUGGAAUCUCGGUUGGCUUCACGAGAACGGUAUUGGCUCCGUUACGCAGGAUUUCCACAUGGCCAAACGCUACUAUGACCUCGCCUACGAGAUGAACAAAGAAGCCUACCUGCCCGUCAAGCUCGCGCUGAUCAAGCUCCGUAUGCGCAGCUGGUGGAAUGGCAUUUCGGGCGGCAAAAUAAACGGGAUUCGUGACGAUGAAGAGGAGAGCAAGAGACCCAAGACCUUCUGGGAAUGGCUCAGCCGCUUCCUGGAGAACUUUGAGGAGAUGGACGCCCAGGAGGCAGCCAGGGCGGCGCAGCAGGGCGAGAAUGAGAUGGAUUGGCUCGCCGACCCGGGAAUGCCCGGUGGUGAUGCAGAUUACGCGGGGCGGACCGAAAGGACGGAUGCCGCGGCCUAUGAUGGCGGAGACGAAUGGGAGGAAUUCGAUGAUGGCCUGCUGGAGAGCCUUAUCAUUAUUGCGUUGGCGGGCGCUUUGGCCCUGCUCGUGUAUGCCAGGCAGCAGCAACAGCAACAGCGACAGCAGCAGGGCAGGAAUAAUGCGAACGGGGGGCAGGGCCAGGCACAGCCUGGAGGCGUGCAGCCGGUUGGGCAGGCACUGCCUGGUGCGGGUGUGCAGCAGCAGCAGCAGCAGGCGCAGGACGGUCAAGGCCCCCGUCAGGAAGACAGAGGCAUGUUCCCGCGGCCAGACGAUCCAAACUUCAAUGACUGGGCUGUUGGUGGCGUGGGGCACUGA